Messenger RNA from Botrytis fragariae, 348 nucleotides. RefSeq lists its product as uncharacterized. The transcript is spliced from 2 exons. The coding region runs from base 1 to 348 and encodes 115 amino acids. Lineage: Eukaryota; Fungi; Ascomycota; Leotiomycetes; Helotiales; Sclerotiniaceae. The record is from RefSeq and is a predicted model, not a curated record.
AUGAAGCUUGAGGAUAUAUAUAUGAUUGAUCAUCUCUUCCGUUCUUGUCCUCAUGAUAUAAGGGAAGAUUGGUUCGCGUCAGCUAUAGGGCGUUGUCUCGUGAGGAACCUUAGAGAAUCUGAUCAAACACAUCUUAUUCGUUGCAUGAUGAGUUACCGUAUGGAUUUUCAUAGCUCAUCAGCCAUGCUAUCUUCUAUCAUUCCGAAGCGUCCCGAAGUAGAGUACCAGGGCACGAUAACGGCACUUCUCUUACAGUCAUCAGCAGCAUUCUUCCGGCUCAAGACCACUUUGCAAAACCUCGGCGUAGACAUAGCUAAAUUCCGGGGCCCCGUCAUCGCGGCUGGUUGA